GAAAAUGCACUCUGUCUACAUCAAAAGCCAGAAGGGAUUCCACCUUCCUGCAGUUGAAAACUGUGUGUUCAGCAUCAGAUGUCUGGGCUCCUUCCGUGAGUGUGAGGUUCUGCAAAUAAAACAGAAGGUCUUUUGUGGACGCCUGAAAGAGCCAGCAGUGCAUUCCUUGGGAACUUGCCUGAUCUGUUUCUGGGACAACCUAACUUGGUUUCUGCGGAAUUCCUGUUUUCGCUUUUCAGAGUGAAUCAGCUACGCACACGCCUGAGCCAGCCGUUCAGUGCAGCCGAGAGAGCCAGUGCGUGUCUGCUUUCGCAAGCAGAAAGGAUUUCUUCUGAGGAGCAGCCUCCCUGCUAAAUCCAGCUGCUCUCGCCCUGAUGGAACUGCAUUUCAGGACUCCAAAUAUCGACCACCUUGCAGAGUUCGGCGUGAAGCUGACCCAGCACGUCUCUGCCGCGUCUUUGUGUACCCCGAGCAGAGCAGCCUUCCUCACGGGCAGGUACCCUGUUCGAUCAGGUAUGGUUUCCAGCAUUGGUCACCGUGUUCUUCAGUGGACUGGAGCAUCUGGAGGUCUUCCGACAAAUGAGACAACUUUUGCAAAAAUAUUGAAAGAGAAAGGCUAUGCUACUGGACUCAUAGGAAAAUGGCAUCUGGGUCUCAACUGUGAGUCAGCCAGCGAUCAUUGCCACCACCCCCUCCACCACGGCUUUGACUAUUUCUACGGAAUGCCUUUCUCCAUGAUGGGUGACUGCGCCCGCUGGGAACUCUCAGAGAAGCGUGUUGACCUGGAACAAAAUCUCAACUUCCUCUUCCAAGUCCUGGCCUUGGUCGCCCUCACACUGGCAGCAGGGAAGCUCAUGCACCUGAUAUCCGUCUCGUGGAUGCCAGUCAUCUGGUCAGCCCUCUUGGCUGUCUUCCUCCUCACAACCUCCUAUUUUGUGGGUGCUCUGAUUGUGCAUGCCGAUUGCUUUCUGAUGAGAAACCACACCAUCAUGGAGCAGCCCAUGCGUUUCCAAAGAGUCACGCCCCUUAUGCUGCAGGAGGUCAAGUCCUUUCUCAAAAGGAAUAAGCUUGGGCCUUUCCUCCUCGUUGUUUCCUUUUUGCACGUCCACAUCCCUCUUAUCACUAUGAAGAACUUCCUCGGGAAGAGUGCCCACGGGCUGUAUGGGGAUAACGUGGAGGAGAUGGACUGGAUGGUAGGACAGAUCCUUGACGCUUUGGAAAUGGAAGGUUUGACCAACAGCACCCUUGUUUAUUUUACAUCAGAUCACGGGGGUUCCCUAGAGAAUCAGCUUGGAAACACCCAGUAUGGUGGCUGGAAUGGACUUUAUAAAGGAGGGAAGGGCACGGGAGGAUGGGAAGGUGGGAUCCGGGUGCCUGGGAUCUUCCACUGGCCCGGGGUGCUCCCGGCUGGCCGAGUGAUUGGUGAGCCCACGAGCCUGAUGGACGUGUUCCCCACCGUGGUGCAGCUGGCGGGCGGUGAGGUGCCCCAGGACAGAGUGAUUGACGGCCGGGACCUUCUGCCCUUGCUCCUGGGAACAGCCCAGCACUCAGACCACGAGUUCCUGAUGCAUUACUGUGAGCAGUUUCUGCACGCAGCCAGGUGGCAUCAACGGGACAGAGGAACACUAUGGAAAGUCCACUUUGUGACCCCAGUGUUCCAGCCAGAGGGAGCCGGUGCCUGCUAUGGAAGAAAGGUCUGCCCAUGCUCUGGGGAAAAAGUAGUCCACCAUGAUCCACCUUUGCUCUUUGACCUCUCAAGAGACCCUUCCGAGGCCCACGUCCUCACGCCAGCCUCAGAGCCCUUGUUCUAUCAGGUGAUGGAACGCGUCCAGCAGGCUGUGCGGGAGCACCAGCAGACACUCAGCCCGGUCCCUCUGCAGCUGGACAGGCUGGGCAACCUCUGGAGACCAUGGCUGCAGCCCUGCUGUGGCCCAUUCCCCCUCUGCUGGUGCCUUAGGGAGGAUGACCCACAAUAAAUGUGAGCAAUGGAAAGCUGGA
Cebus imitator (Panamanian white-faced capuchin) is the source of this 1998-nucleotide messenger RNA. It is a transcript of the gene ARSL, whose product is annotated as arylsulfatase L. NCBI's taxonomy places the organism in Eukaryota, Metazoa, Chordata, Mammalia, Primates, Cebidae. Gene Ontology annotation, molecular function: arylsulfatase activity. Bases 375 to 1976 code for a protein of 533 amino acids. The record is from RefSeq and is a predicted model, not a curated record. The transcript has 9 exons.